AUGGAGUCUGAAAUGAUUGCAUUACCAAGUGCUAGUGAAGAAGCAGGUUGGCUAAGAAGUCUGGUAGCUGAGAUUCCUUUAUGGGAAAGACCUAUUCUAGCUGUGUUAAUCCAUUGCAAUAGUACUGUGGCUAUUGCAAAAGUUCAGAACCAGGUUGUUCAUGCUAGUAAUAUUAGAAAGCAUGGUAAAUUAGGGUGGACUGCACUUAAGCUUCAUAUGGCUAAGGCUUUUGAUAAGGUUGAAUGUGUUACUGGUAGUGUUCAGCCUACUCGGGGUCUUAGACAGGGGGAUCCCCUUUCUCCUUACUUGUUUAUUUUAUGUGCUGAAGAUGAUAGCCUUAUUUUUGGUUCUGCUAAUCGAGAGUCUUGUGAUGCUCUAACUGAAAUCUUUGAUACUUAUACUAAAGCUUAUGGCCAGGCUAUUAAUUUUAAUAAAUCUUCUAUUUUGUUCUCUCCUAAUGUUUCUGCUCAGAUUAAAAACCUUUUCCUUACUAAUCUUAAUCUGCAGGAUAAACCUUUCAUUAGUAAGUAUUUAGGUCUGCCUCAAUGUCUUGCCAGGUCUAAGCAUCACUCUUUCUCUUUUCUUAAAGAUAGAAUUUCUUCUGUUCUUCAAUCCUGGCAUUCUAAGUGUUUUUCUAAGGCUGGGAAGGAGGUCCUUCUUAAAGUUGUAAUUCAAGCGAUUCCUGCUUAUGCAAUGGCUUGUUUUAGGUUGCCUGUUAAGCUUUGUAAGGAAAUUGAAGGUGUGAUGGCCAGAUUUUGGUGGGGUUCUUCGGGAGAUUCUAGGAAAAUUCAUUGGAAAAAUUGGCAAUCUCUCUGUCGUUCUAAGUUUGUGGGGGGUUUGGGGUUUCAGUCUCUUAUUCAUUUUAAUCAAGCUAUGCUUGCUAAGCAGGCCUGGCGUAUUUUUACCCAACCUGAUUCUUUAUUGAGUUUAACUCUUAAGGCUAGGUAUUUCCCAAACUCUUCUAUUCUUGAUGCUAAAGUUGGUCAUAAGCCUUCCUUUUCUUGGCGAAGUAUCCUUUGGGGCAGGGAUUUGUUGGCGUCUGGUCUAGUGUGGAAAGUGGGUAAUGGAGAGGCUAUUGAUACCCUUAAAGACCAUUGGAUUCCUAAUUCUAGAUAUAAGCAAACCCUUUGUGGUCUGGACCCUCAGCAGUUGAAACUAUCUUAUUUUAUUGAUCCUUUGGGGUCUUGGAAUAUGGAUAGACUUCGAUCUUGCUUUGAUGAUUCCACUAUUAAUGAUAUCUUAAAUGUUCCUUUUUCUGGGCUUGAGGGUAAGGAUGAGCAAAUUUGGGGGAGGGAUAGUUCUGGGCUUUUUACGGUUGAAUCUGCUUAUCACUUAGCUCUUGAAUCUCGAGACAUCCCUUCAACAUCUUCUUCACUUGAUAUGAAACCUUUCUGGGCCAGAAUUUGGCAUGCACACAUUCCUCCUAAAGUUAAACAUUUUGUGUGGAGAAUUGUUACUAAUUCUGUGCCGGUUGCUAUUUUACUCUCCCAACGACAUAUUAUACCUUCUCAUUUAUGUCCUUUGUGCAAUAAUUUCCCUGAAACAGUUAUGCAUGCCUUGCUAGAUUUGGAUAAAGGUUUCGCAGAUUUAUUGUUGUGCUUUUUAUGGACCUUUUGGAAUCAAAUGAAUAAUGCUUUCUUUAAUCGGUUCACUCUUGAUCCAAAGGAUAUAUUUGCUUGGUGUCAAAGCUUUCUUUUGCAGUAUUUGGAUGCGGACCAGAAAAGAUUUACUCCUCCAACUCGGUGUGAUCAGGAUCUCUUGGAUAUGGAUCGGUGUCCUCCGGGCAGGUAUCAGGUUUUCACAGAUGCGGCAAUUGAUAAUGUGAAGCAGGUUUUUAGCUUAAGUGUGGUGGUGAAGAAUGAUUCAGAUCAAGUGAUUGCUGGGUUGGUGAAACCAGUUGCUGGGUUAAUUGCACCGGUUGUAGCUGAAGCUAAAGUUGUUUCUCUUGCAGUUGCUUGGACUAAAUUAAUUAAUCUGCUUGUUCAUGCUUUGUAUUCGGAUUGUAAGGUUGUGGUUGAUAAGCUUAAUAAAUGUAACUGGAAUAAUAGUGUUUGUGAUGAUGUCUUACUUGCUGUUAACAACUCUUUGUCCUUUAGUCCUAGACCUAAAGUUGUGUUCAUUAAAAGGGAUGCUAAUACUCAUGCUCAUAAUUUAGCUAAGCUUGGUUUAGGAUUAGACAGGGAGUUAUUGUGGAAUGGUUCUUUACCUUCCUUGUAA
Cannabis sativa is the source of this 2217-nucleotide messenger RNA. RefSeq lists its product as uncharacterized. The transcript has 5 exons. NCBI's taxonomy places the organism in Eukaryota, Viridiplantae, Streptophyta, Magnoliopsida, Rosales, Cannabaceae. The coding region runs from base 1 to 2217 and encodes 738 amino acids. Gene Ontology annotation, molecular function: RNA-DNA hybrid ribonuclease activity; nucleic acid binding. The record is from RefSeq and is a predicted model, not a curated record.